CCCAGAUGUAGCUAUGCGACCACAUUGAGAUGCUGCAACGAUAUGUGUCUAUAUAUGUCAACAGGUUAACUGCCUUCGUCCCGGCUUCGUCCUGUCUUUUUCUCUACUCGGCUUCAUCUAACACAUGCUUCAACUUUAAACCCUACAAAGCACCUUUUUUAUUUGACUUAUACCUGCCGCUUAGCCGCCGUCUCUUCUUGCUUCCUCCCCGCCCUGCUCUUCCCCACUAACAUGUCCUCCCCGUCCGCCGUCCGCCAGGACCAGUCCCAGUUCCACGGUUUUGCCAACUUCCCUCUCGAGAUCUCCUACCAGAUCCUGGAGGACGCCGUCAGCACCUCGGGCAUCCAUUUUCUCAAACUCGUCGCUAACGACUAUACCCGCGACGCCCUACCAACAACUUCACCCGAAGAAGAAGACGCCGCUGCCACGGCCGGCUUCACCAGCACCCUGCAGCCCGCCUACGCCAUCGCCGCCGCGGACAAGUCCUACUACCCCAUUAUGAACAAGGCCAUCAACCAACUGCGACUGGUGUGCCGUGAUAUGAAGCUCUUCGUCGACCAGCUGCGCGCACGCCCCGGCAACCUGACCCUGGACAGCGGGCGCCUGGUGCUCCUGCAGCGCUCGUCUGACGUCGUGUGCAUCGACUACCCGGGCGUCGAGCACUCGGGCGCCCUGGGGGCGUGGGCCCGCCGUCUGGACCCGGCGCAGCUCGGCAGCAUCCGGCACCUGGCGAUCCGGUACAGCCCGAGCUGGGAGCGGUUCGUCGGCGAGGGGCCCGGCGGCGACGCGCAGUCCACCGUCUGCCGCGUCUGCGGCCGCGCCCACGACAGCUCCCACGACAGCCCGCAUGCGGACGGGCCCCCGCAGCACGCAUACGAGUUCGCCGCGCUGUUCCCGCACCUCCGCACCUUCUACUUGCUGGACUGCCUCGCGAUCCGGCGGGUGCGCGACCGGUCCACGGGCACCUGCCCGAAGGACGACCGCGACUACCGCGGCCAGCGCUUCGCGACGGCCGACAGCGCGCGCACGUACUACGAGGUCGUGCCCGAGUGCUGCAAGGUCGCGACCCACGUCUUCGCCGUCCUCGACUGGGUCCGCGCCAACUACGUCCGACACUGCCGCGAGCGCUUCCCCAGCCAGCGCCGCGCCGAGGACGUCUGCUUCAAGGUGCUGGGUUGCGAGUGGGACUCCGCCACCUUCCCCCCCCUCGCGCGCCCCGCCUCUGAGCCACUCUGUGAGUUCACCUUCACCGUGCCUCUGCCGGCCCGGCAGAAGUAA
This is a messenger RNA of Durotheca rogersii, 1278 nucleotides long. RefSeq lists its product as uncharacterized. Lineage: Eukaryota; Fungi; Ascomycota; Sordariomycetes; Xylariales; Xylariaceae. Bases 232 to 1278 code for a protein of 348 amino acids. The transcript has 2 exons. The record is from RefSeq and is a predicted model, not a curated record.